Molecule: messenger RNA, 1216 nt
Organism: Thalassophryne amazonica
Lineage: Eukaryota; Metazoa; Chordata; Actinopteri; Batrachoidiformes; Batrachoididae
Gene: xrcc2
Product: X-ray repair complementing defective repair in Chinese hamster cells 2
Exons: 6
Coding region: 13-870 (285 amino acids)
Biological process (GO): double-strand break repair via homologous recombination; DNA strand invasion
Cellular component (GO): replication fork; centrosome; Rad51B-Rad51C-Rad51D-XRCC2 complex
Molecular function (GO): four-way junction DNA binding; ATP binding; ATP-dependent DNA damage sensor activity
Source: RefSeq, a predicted model, not a curated record
GAAUCUGGAGACAUGACGGAAACCGGAGCUCAGCUGUUUGCCAGGCUGGAGUCUCGGCGCUCUUUAAAGGACAUUGAACCUCGCCUGUUUCCUGAAGAUGGAGGACCAGACUAUGGUGAGGUGGUUGAGCUGUUUGGGGCCGAGGGAACAGGUAAGACAGAGCUGCUGUAUCACCUGCUGUGUCGCUGUGUGCUGCCGACAGCAGCCGGUGGUCUGGAGGUGGAUGUUGUGUUUGUGGACACAGACUACAGUCUGGACAUGUUACGAGUAGUCAGCAUCCUGGACCACAGACUGAACGCUGCUCUCUUGACUAGCUCAUCAUCCGGCGUGGUGGAGGAGGCGGUGCUACGUUCCUGUCUGUCACGUCUCUUGGUCGUCCACUGCUCAUCCUCCGCUGAGCUCCUCCUCACUCUGCAUUUCCUGGAGACCUCCUUCUCCUCACGGCCCAGCCUGGCAGUGCUCCUCAUCGACAGCAUCUCUGCCUUCUAUUGGCUCGAUCGCUUUGAGGGUGGGGCCAGCAUUACCAGACAGGAAGAGAAACUCAUCAAGUGUGUGGAGUUGCUGGCCCGGCUGCUCAGGGAUUACCGAAUCACCGUCUUCACCAGCUGCCACACCAUCCGCAGGAACUCUGUAGGCCCCGCCUCCUCAGAGGGGGACAGGCCGUACCUCUGUCGCCCCUGGCAACGACUGGUCACUCACCGGGUCCUGUGUUCCAGGGCAGACUCUGGAAACAACGCAGUGUCCUCAGCAGCAGGGCGCCAGGGGUUGAGGAGAGGGCAGGUCUUCAAUGUUCACUGCUCGUCCUCGAGGACGAAGACACCGAGGAGCAUUUCCUUCUGUGUGACAGACAGAGGGGCGGAGUUUUUCUGAACCUCCGGCGCUGCUCUUUGGGUUCAUUUCCUUGCUCAACAGUCAGAUGGCAGCAGACAGCGUUUUGUCUUUGGACUGAUUUAAACAAAACUUGAUCUUGCAUUUAAGAUCCUCCUGAUGAGAACAGUCUUUCAGCUGCACGGAGUCCUGCCCGCUCGUCUUCACUGGUCCGCUGCUCCACCCGGGCUGCUGUUCGCUGCUCACAUAAAACGGUCUUUAUUCACUUAAGUCUGACUUCAUGUUUGAAUCAGUUCAGUGAAACAUUUUAUUGCAGGAGAACAUUUUUAAAUCAUAACUGCUUUUCUGUUCAGGUUUCUUGUGAUGAUUAAAACUUUCUGGGCUUCCA